CCGCCCCACCGAUUUACAAGGCAAGCAAACACAACAUCGGCGCAUAAGGUGGGACAGCAGGGCCCACAGAUGUGCAACAAAAAUCAGCAUCGUGCAACAGUGUGAGAGCUCCUUGGAAACAGACGGCAUUGUGGGGGAUCAGAGCAGGUGGAGCUUCUGAAACACCCUGAGCGAAUGUAUGUAGGACCAGGAAGUUCAGCCGGCUUUACAUCAUGGAGGCGUCCACGGGAGGUUGAUUUCUGAAGGAGACUUCAUUUCUUCGUACGUUCGUCAGUUUAAAUGUUCUGUUCCCUAAACGUUGGUGUGAUGGCUCUACCAUGAAGUGUGCCCGCUGCCUGCUCCAGCUGCAGUGCCUGAGACUGGUUGGCCAGUCAGCCAGGUCUGCGGUUCAGUAUGGCGCUCUGCUCCAGUCAGCGUCCUCCAGUCAGCCCAACACGCUACGCAGCACCCCGCACCAGGCAUUGAGAGGUUUCCACGGCAGCCCAGGGCAUGCCAAGGGUCGACCUGUACCCGCGGAGUUCAUCGACGAGGACGACAAGAAAAGGGACAAGUCCUUGGUUGCCCACGACGACCUGUUUGAGCAGGUGGCCAAAGAGGUCAAAACCAAGGCCACAUUCAAUAAAGUGGUGGACGUCUUCAUCAAGAGGGACGUGAGGCGGCGGGGUCACGUGGAGUUCAUCUACGCCGCUCUGAAGAAGAUGCCGGAGUUUGGCGUGGAGAGAGACCUGGUGGUCUACAACAGGCUGCUGGAUGUUUUCCCCAAAGAAGUGUUUGUGCCCAGGAACUAUAUCCAGCGGAUGUUCAACCACUACCCCCGGCAGCAGGAGUGUGGAGUGCAGUUACUGGAGCAGAUGGAGAACUAUGGUAUCAUGCCCAACAUGGAGACCAAAGUCCUGCUGGUCCAGAUCUUUGGAGAGAAGAGCCACCCCAUCAGGAAGUACCAGCGCAUCAUGUACUGGUUCCCCAAAUUCAAGCACGUAAGCCCCUUCCCCGUACCCCAGCAGCUGCCUGAAGACCCAGUGGACCUGGCUCGCUUCAGCCUGACCCGCAUCGCUAACGACCGGAACGCUAAAGUCACCGUCCACCAGCUGCCCUGUACAGACGUUACAGAGAGUGGAGAGCAGAUCACACAGCCACAUAUAGUAGGUAUCCAGAGCCCCAGCCAGGUGGAGCUGCUGGCGAACCACAACCCGAGCAGGCCGGUGUUUGUCGAGGGCCCCUUCCCUCUGUGGCUGAGGAAGAAGUGUGUGUACUACUACGUCCUCAGGGCUGACCCCACACCGCGCGACGAGAAGGUCGAGGAACCCUUUGAUCCAGAGAGGUGUUUGGACUAUCCUCUGCAGCUUGAACUGGAUUUGGAUCGUGACCUCGGGGACGAGGAGAGCUUCGACGUGGAAGACGUGGACGAGGGUCCAGUCUUCGCCAUGUGUAUGACCAGCCGGGGCGAACAGGCCGUCCUCAACCAGUGGAUCUCCGGCCUCCAGGAGAACAAUCCCAUCCUGGGUCGGGUCCCCACUCUGUUCCGCCUGGACGCUGGGCCCCGGGAGCUGCAGGGGGCGGCUGACAAAGAGUCAGCCCACCACCACGGCCCAGAACCUGAGACCCAGAAAGAGGAGAGACAGCCUCAAGAAGAACCUGAGGUAACAGUGGAGGAAGAGCCGAGGACGAGCCAGAGGAUGAAACGGUGAUCAGCAGUCAGACUGUGCAGUUAAGACUGAAAAAUCCUAACAUACUGUACUGUGAUGGGUAGGGGCUGGACUAGUGUAAGCUGGUUCACUAAACUAAGCAGAACCUGAGGAGUCUAUGUCUCUAAUUAUGGUAAGCUUCUGUAAUCAAAUAAAUUACAUUUUAAAAAACUGCGCUUCCUCAUUUUAGUCUGUCAACAUUAGGCCAGUCAACAUAACUACUUUUGUUGGACGAUAUAUUGUUCCAGAAAUGAUCGUGAUAAUGAUGUUAUUGUGUAAUAGCAUAAUAAUGCAAGUAAACCCUGACAAACAGCAAUGAUCUUUGAAUUCUUCUCACAUAUUGGAAUUGGAAAGAGAGUCACUAAAUAGUGUGUAAGAAACAACACGUGGUUUAUUAUACUCUUGUCUGAAUUCAUGACAAAUGAAAAGUAUUGUGUAUUUUCUCAUUUAAUUUAAUUUACUUAAGUGCAGAGUUAGUUAGUAUGUGCUUGUAGUUGUCAAUUUAGACAACUUAAUUGUGUAUCACGACAUCUGGAUUCAGGAUUUCAUCACAAUAUGAUUUAUCCAACGAUAAAUGAUCUAACCUGAGGCAUCAACUCGCUAACAAACCACCAUUUUCUGACAGAACCGAAGCCUCAGACUUGGAGGUGUUGGCAUUCUCACCUCAUACUCAGCUGUAAACCUGUAAACCUGGUAUCUACACUCUGGACUAGAUGGCUUAUAGAAAGGACACAAUAUUUCCACAGUACCUCCAAUAGGACUCCCUGAGGGACACAAUGACAAGUCCACAAAGCACGUACAGUGUAAGAGAAUUCUGAUAACUCGGCCGAGCAGAAAGAAUGGUAAAUACACAGAUCCGCCCUUUUUGUUACCUUCUCUAGUGUGUCUUCAUGAAGUUCAUUAAGGUUCAGUGUGUAGAUGCCCUCCUCUGCCCCAAGAAGCAGGUACUGAUCUAAGAAGGGAAAGUGUUUGUUAAAGGGAAAAUAUUGUUUCCUGGAUCACAACUCAUGUUCAGCUGACCUGUGUACUAAUUAAUGAUUUAGUACGUUUCCCCAGCAAAUAGAUUAAGUCCUUGUAACUAAUUCAUUGAAGUGUACCAAUUUAACACAGUCAGCGUUUUAAAUCAUGUUAGUUGGUUAGUUAUCAAAUCAAAAUGACCUUUCCAGCAAACGUCUCAGGAAAUAGUUUAAAAAUUAGAAACGUGUAAAAACUGACUGCAAUGACAGCAAUGGUAGUGAAGACAACAACUCCCAUGAUCCCGCACUACUUCACUACCGAACCAAACUCUUUCUUUGGUUAUUGUUUUGAUUGAGAGACCCCUAGUGGCAGAAAAUAACACAUUGUUCCUUUAAUG
Molecule: messenger RNA, 3039 nt
Organism: Anarrhichthys ocellatus (wolf-eel)
Lineage: Eukaryota; Metazoa; Chordata; Actinopteri; Perciformes; Anarhichadidae
Gene: ecsit
Product: ECSIT signaling integrator
Exons: 9
Coding region: 318-1688 (456 amino acids)
Biological process (GO): innate immune response; cell surface receptor protein serine/threonine kinase signaling pathway
Cellular component (GO): mitochondrion
Molecular function (GO): protein binding
Source: RefSeq, a predicted model, not a curated record